This is a messenger RNA of Pieris macdunnoughi, 951 nucleotides long. Lineage: Eukaryota; Metazoa; Arthropoda; Insecta; Lepidoptera; Pieridae. The record is from the annotation of a GenBank genome assembly.
AUGAACUCAUUGUUCUCACUGAGAGCAAAUACGACGGAAAUCGGGGUGCUCGACCCGGCACUUUAUAAAGCGGAUUGCCACGUCGAGGAUUACUUAUGGCCGGAGGGACACGUGGGUCGAGUAUGGUUUACAUUGAAAUAUGAGUCGGAGACGGAGCGACUUCAGAUCCACAUCAUCAAAGUUAAACAUUUGCCUUCUCGUACUCCGGCGCUUGCCAAUGCCUGCGAUCCUUAUAUCAGAAUCCAACUGAUGCCAGAUGAAAGAAGAGUUCUGCAAACAAAGCAGAAGAAGAAGACUUGCAAUCCAUUUUUUGAUGAAACUUUCGUUUAUCAGAUUCCACCUGGAAAGCUGGAGAGUCUUACGCUAAAGCUGUCAGUGCUGGACAGCGGUCGUGUGGGCAGGAAUAAACCGCUCAUAGGUCACAUUAUCCUGCCCCUGAGUGAACUGGAAGGUGUCGCACCGGAUGAGGAGCCACAGUUAUAUAAAAUGGAUAUAGAGAAGGACAUCCAAGAGCCAACAUCAGAUCUCGGGGAGGUGCAAGUAUCACUGUUAUAUAACGAAAACUUACACAGGCUCACGGUUACUGUAAUAGAGGCCCGGGGACUUAAGCUCGACCCAACGAGUAGACGUGAAAUGGUAGCCCGUGUGACACAAGAAAGGGCCUGUCGUGGUGUUAGGGCGAGGCGAACAGCAGCUGUUGAAGUCUCAGAAGAAGGUUCUGCUCUGAUAUCUGAAUGUUUCCACUUCCGACUACGAUCCGACGAGCUGCACACGACAAGCGUCACCGUUCAAGCGCUACAGCCUCACUCCGUAUAUGCCAAAGACCGCCUACUCGGUAAAUUCGUGCUCGGCUCAUACAUGUUCGCAAGAGGGCGGGCUCUACAGCACUGGAACUCAGCUAUCGGAAACCCGAUGGAAUCUGUAAAGCAAUGGCAUCCUUUAACAAACUAA